UUAUGCUGGAAAGUUAUGGCAACAAAUGGGCAAAUCUCAAGAAAGUUGUGAAGCUUUAAUUACACAACUGCGUUUUUAUAAAGAGCAAGAACAAAAUAUAAAUGAAAAUCCAAAUCCUUAUUUCAAUUUAUCAAAUCCUAUAGAUCAACUUUGUCAUACUCAAAUUAUGGAAAUAACUCCUGAAAUAAUGUCUGAUAUUGCAGAAACAGUUUUUAAAGAAUUUGAAGAAGAAAGAUUAGUGGAAGAAAGACAUAGAAUUGUCUAA
This is a messenger RNA of Dentiscutata erythropus, 265 nucleotides long. The record is from the annotation of a GenBank genome assembly. NCBI's taxonomy places the organism in Eukaryota, Fungi, Glomeromycota, Glomeromycetes, Diversisporales, Gigasporaceae.